ACAUCCGGGAGUUCUCGUUUAUUUUCGGUGCGUCUAAAAAUAGGUCAUCGAAUAUUCGGCUAUUUAUUCGGCGACAGCCAUAUUUCAGAAGAGUAAAGAGGGAGAGGUCCUGUGAGAUUGCCGGGCCAGAAUACUUACCACGUAUAGAUAGAUAAUUUAUCACUUGAUUAAUUAUGCAGGCGAUCAAAUGUGUUGUUGUCGGUGACGGUGCUGUGGGUAAAACAUGUCUUCUCAUCAGUUAUACCACAAAUGCUUUCCCAGGAGAAUAUAUUCCAACUGUAUUUGACAACUACUCAGCCAAUGUAAUGGUUGAUGGGAAACCCAUAAAUCUAGGAUUGUGGGAUACAGCAGGACAGGAAGAUUACGACAGGUUACGUCCCCUGAGUUACCCACAGACUGAUGUUUUUCUGAUGUGCUUCUCCUUGAUUAGUCCAGCUAGUUUUGAAAAUAUCAGAGCUAAGUGGUACCCAGAAGUGAAUCACCAUUGCCCAAAUGCCCCAACUAUCUUGGUGGGAACAAAGCUUGAUUUGAGGGAUGAUAAAGACACCAUUGAGAAGCUAAAGGAGAAAAAAUUGUCCCCGAUCACUUAUCCUCAGGGGCUGGCCUUGGCAAAGGAGCUUGGAUGUGUGAAAUAUCUAGAAUGCUCAGCUCUUACUCAAAAGGGUUUAAAAAUGGUGUUUGAUGAAGCGAUACGAGCUGUGCUUUGUCCAAAGCCAACAAAAAGCAAAAAGAAGGGAUGUAUUUUACUAGAAGUGUUUAGUCAGAUUUCAUUGGUAAAAUUUCAUAUAAUUUUUUUUUACAGAUUUGACAACUACUCAGCCAAUGUAAUGGUUGAUGGGAAACCCAUAAAUCUAGGAUUGUGGGAUACAGCAGGACAGGAAGACUACGACAGGUUACGUCCCCUGAGUUACCCACAGACUGAUGUGUUUCUUAUUUGUUUUUCACUGAUAAGUCCAGCGAGUUUUGAAAAUGUCAGAGCGAAGUGGUAUCCAGAGGUCAGCCAUCAUUGUCCCAACACUCCAAUCAUUCUGGUGGGGACUAAACUAGAUUUACGAGAGGACAGAGAAACUGUGGAGAAGCUAAAAGAAAAGAGGCUGGCUCCCAUCACCUACCCACAAGGCCUUGCUAUGGCCAAGGAAAUCAAUGCUGUCAAAUAUCUCGAGUGCUCUGCACUAACACAGAAGGGUCUUAAAAACGUUUUUGAUGAAGCCAUCAGAGCAGUUUUGUGCCCAAAAGCUAAGCCAAAGAAGAAGAAGUGUAAAGUUUUAUAACGGAGCGGGGAAAAGCUUACAACAGACUUUUAUACUAGGACUUCAAUGAAAGGCUGCUACAGAAUUUACUUUUCCAUUUUCAGGAGCUGUAAAAAAAAAAAUGGUGAUUGAUGAGUUGAAGUAGUAUGCUAUAUUGUGUAAAUUGGGGGGAAAUCUUAUCUGCUUAAUCCUUUAUCUGGUUUUUUGGGGUUUUUUUUUUGGUUUUUUAAAAUAGAAAUGCCUGAUACUGGAUGUGUACUCAAUUCAGCUAUUCAAAAUUUAUUGCAGUUGGUCGUGAAAAAUAUAGCACAACCAUAAAUGAACGGUAGCAUUGUCAGUGCUGCAUUUAAAUGUACAAAUUAACGGUAGCAUUGUCAGUGCUGCAUUUAAAUGUACAAAUUAACGGUAGCAUUGUCAGUGCUGCAUUUAAAUGUACAAAUUAACGGUAGCAUUGUCAGUGCUGCAUUUAAAUGUACCAUCGUUUGGUUUUAUUACAAAUUAGCACAUAUGAGAGUGGGCCAAUAUAUAAAAUAAAGAAACACAGUACACAUAAAGUAGUUGGACACACAUUUGUUCUCAUUUGGUGAUUUUAUUUCUGUCCAUUUAUUGUUUGUUUUUCUCUGUUAUCUUAAGUGAUUGGUUUUGUUAGUAAAAUUAAAACAGAAGAGGAAGGUAAAACGUAAACUCACUUUCUCAUGUUAUUAGUUCAAUGGUAGUGGAUUGCAUAUUUUCAGCAGUUGUCUUCUCUCAUUGGUUACCUGUAGAUCUGCAUUUUAAAAUGCAUGUAAAAAAUGGAUUACAUGUUGUACUUCCUGUGAUUCUUCACUGCAUCUUUAGACCUUUGCACAGGCGUCUUACCUGGGACUUCAGUGCUGUCAACAGUAUAACAUAAAACUUAACAAUGUGGCCUUUCUUAUGAAUCAAAGUUCAGUAUCAAUUUUUAUUUUGUUAGGCCUAGUUAUUAAUAGUACAGAAUAAUUUAUAAACUAGUUUGAAGUUACACAAGUUAGAUCUUAAAAUUCUGUCUACCCAUGGAUUAGGUAAAUGAAUUUUGACACUCAUCAACUGUAGAAAAAAGCCUUACUGAUCCUAAUACUAUGCAGCUAUGCACAUUCUGUAUAGAGGAUAUGAUGAUGAUUAUUGUAUGUGUAUUCAUGUGUGUUUAAAUGCAUUUCUAAUUUGUAUUAAUUUUUUAUUAUUAAAAAAAGAAAAGAAAAAGCAAUUUGUUAUAGAAUGUAAAUGUUAAUAUAAAUUUUAUUCAAAUUAGUUUUAUAUAUAUGUAUAUAUAUGAGCUGGUAUUUGUUGACGAGAGUGCUUUAUUUUGUAUUGGUUUCCAUAGUAAUGCAGUUUGUAUGCAAUGUUAUAGAACAAAUAUCUAUGAUCAGUAAACUUUCUUUCCCAGCUUUUCAAGUAAUUACAAUUGUCAGUUUGUGUCCACAGAAAUUUCAGUUUCAAUUGAACAAUUUCUUCCAUUUCAACUGGCAUGCAUUGAUCUGAUAAUCCUCUUUCAUCUAAGCUGUGUAUCAGUUUUAAUAAAGCUGAGAAUUGGCUGGGGCAUUGUUACAGUCCCUGUUGCAUUCAGCAUGGUUGUCUGCUUGUUUUCUGGGCAUUGUGAAUAUGAAAGCUUCUUUCAAAAAUUUUACAGUUUAUCAUAAUUUACAAUUUUAAUGCUUCCAACCAUAUAGAUAGGCAUAAUUUGUUACUGUUUGAUUUUUCAUUCCAAGGUUGAACAGUUUACUGAGCACAUAUAGUAAUUUGUGUUUGCGUUUAGCAAAGCUCUUCAACAGGGUUCAAAAAUUACUAUCUUUUCUUUGCUGUAUGAUGUAAACAUGUACUAAAUGUUAUAAUAAAUCUGAUCAAAUAAUAAAUAGAUAAAACUUGUA
Messenger RNA from Ostrea edulis (European flat oyster), 3133 nucleotides. RefSeq names its product ras-related C3 botulinum toxin substrate 1. The record is from RefSeq and is a predicted model, not a curated record. NCBI's taxonomy places the organism in Eukaryota, Metazoa, Mollusca, Bivalvia, Ostreida, Ostreidae. The transcript is spliced from 9 exons. The coding region runs from base 174 to 1271 and encodes 365 amino acids. Gene Ontology annotation, cellular component: cell projection; plasma membrane; cell cortex. Gene Ontology annotation, biological process: regulation of cell shape; regulation of actin cytoskeleton organization; cortical cytoskeleton organization. Gene Ontology annotation, molecular function: protein kinase binding; GTP binding; GTPase activity.